AAAGCCAUGUGUAUUUUAUUUGUUGACGAAUGCCUAACCUAAAAAAAUAUAUUUUAUAUUCAUUAUCUUCUAAAAAUUAAAAGAAAAUGGCUAAAGUAAAGAACAAGAGAAACGCAGGAUUAGCGGAUAAAGUUCAUAAUAAGAAAAAAGCCCAAGCAAAUAAGAAAAAGUUAAAUCCUUUUGAAGUUCAUAUAAAUAAGGAGAAACUAAAAGUUUUAGGAAAGAAAUCUAAACAUGAUAGAGGAUUACCUGGAGUUGCACGGGCUAAAGCUAUACAAAAGAGGAAAGAAACUUUAGGUACAGAAAUGAAAUUAAUAAACAAAACAAAUACAUUCAUCGAUCGCCGUAUUGGAGAAAAGAAUAACCAGAUAUCUGCAGAAGAUCGAAUGAUCGCCAGGUUCGCGGCAGAGAGAGUUAAGCAGCAUAAUAAGAAGAGUAUUUACAACCUUGCUGAUGAUGAAAUAUUGACACACAGAGGGCAGACAUUAGAGCAAAUAGAAAAGUUUGAUGAUCCAAGGUCAUCAGAUGAUGAAGAUGAAGAAAAGCAAUUUGGAGGCUUAGAUAAUGAUUUUGUAUCGGAAGGCCAUUUUGGUGGAGGAGUCUUAUCCAAGGCAGAGUCAAAAGAUGGAGCCAAAUCACAUAAGGACUUGAUUGAACAGCUCAUUGCUGAAUCAAAGAAGAGAAAAGCAGAGAAGCAGAAGGAGAAAGAGCAAACUCUAGAUCUAACAGAGAAGUUAGAUACUGAAUGGAAAGAUUUACAGCCAGUUGUAUUUAAGAAACAAAAGGUCCAAGAAGAAUCGUUGAUUGAUAAAUUGCUAAGUAAAGCGGAAAAUGGACAGGAUUAUGAUAAAAUAAUGAGGGAGUUGAGAUUCGAGAAGCGGGGCACACCUUCAGAUGCUCUUAAGAGUAAAGAGAAGCAAGAUGAAGAAGAAAGAAAGAAAAUAGAGGAAUUAGAGCAUCAAAGAGAAUUGAGAAUGAUUUCUGAGGAAAACGUGGCUGCUCCCAAGAAUGUUAAACCAACAAAACACAGAUCUGCUGAUGAUUUAGACGAUAACUUUGAACUGGAGGAUGAAAAAGAAUUCAUGUUAGCAUACGACAAAGAUGGGAAACCGCUUGUACCGGAACAUGUGCUUAAGGACUAUUCAGUACCCAACAUGAAAAAGACAUUUGACGAUGGUGUAUCCGAUACGUCUGAAGAAGAAGGUAGUGAUAAUGACGAAGAAAGUGAUGAUGAAGAUGAUAAUGAAGCGGAGAAGGAUGAAAAUAUUGAUGUUAAUAAAGGUGAAGAUGCAGACUCCGAUGAAGAGACAUCUGAUGAUAGUGAAUCAGAUCAAGUAAUGGACAAACAAUUUAAAAGUACAACUGAGAGUAGUGAUAGAAAUGAAAAACUUAAUGAAAGUAAAACUUUGAAAAGAAAACAUAGUUUAAAUUCUGAUGAUGAUAUUGUAUCUAAUAUUGAAGAUAAGAAACAAAAAAGUAUAGUAAAAUCGAAAACAGAAUCCAAAUCAGAAAGUAAAAAUGAAAUGAAAUUAAAUAGUUCAAAUGAUAAUAAUAUGUCGGAUAAUGAUGAUGAUGAAUCGGCAGAUGAUUCUAACGACAGUUCUGAUGAUGAAAAAGACAAUUUUAAUAACCUUAAAGAUUUAAAAGGAACAGAUGAAUCUGAAGACGAUGAUGAAAUUGAAAAUAGCGAUGAAAAAAUUGAUUCUUUCUUCGAAUUAAAAUCUGUCGAAGGUGAUAAAUUAAAGGAGUUAUUAACAGGGAAGUCGCCAUCACAACAGUCAAUCGCUCUACAAAAACUAAUGAAAAGCUACGAUCCAAGUUUAUCGGAGAAUAACAAGGAAUUACUUAGCAGGCUAUUUGCACAUUUAUUGCAAUAUACACACGAUGUAUUUUCGAAUGUAACAGAUGAAGCGGAAAUAAUAAAAUCGUUUCUCAUCUUCGAAAGAUUAGUGCCGUAUUUCUACGAUCUAAUACACAUUAACAAGGUUUCGACGAAAAAGUAUCUAGUCGAAUUGUUAAAAGAAAAAUAUGACGCUUAUAAGCGGAAUCCUAAAAAGGUUCCAGAUUUAAAUACGCUUAUAUUCUUUAAACUAGUUUCUUUAUUAUAUCCUACGUCGGACUUUCGGCAUCCCGUCGCAACGCCAUCUAUGAUUUUCAUGUCAGAAAUAUUAACAUUAGCAAGGUUUACGGACGCUUAUUCAGUUUCGAGAGGGUUCUUUAUAGUGUCCCUUAUAUUAGAAUAUACAGUUCUAUCGAAAAGAUAUGUUCCAGCUGCAAUUAAUUUUAUAAGGGGUGUUCUAUAUUUGUGCGCGAAUACUUCUGUUCUAAAUCCAGUACAAGUCGUGCCACCGUUCCGUUUGCACAAGAGCACGAAAAUUUUGAUUUUGGAACGCGAUUGUUCACAAAUGACAGCCGAACGCAAAAUGGCGGCCAAAGACCUCGCAGCGAGUGAAAUUGAUGACAGCUUAAAAAUACGAUGUUUACUAACAGCUACAUUCAUGUUAAGGGAAUUUUUUGACAAUUACAUAGAAAUAGAAGCUUUAGAAGCCAUUUUUGAACCACACAUACAGAUAUUAGGUCGUGUGGAUAUGGAUUUGUACCCGAAGAAAGUAUCAAAAAAAAUUUCAGAGGUAUUGAAAUAUAUGAAACAGACGUUGGAAAUGAAGACAUACACGCAUAUGUCUAGAGAAAAAGUUAAGCCGAAAGCAUUAAGGCUCUACGAACCCGAUAUUCAAGAUGUCUUCACUGGCAGCAAGAGUUCUAAACUUUCCAAAGAGAACGCAGAUAGGGCGAGAUUACAGGGCAAGUACAAGAAGGAAAUGAAGGGAGCUCUCAGGGAGAUAAGACGAGAUAAGGCGUACAUCGCAUCUGUGAAGAUACGGCAGAAGAUCCAGAGUGACAACAUUCGUAAGGAGAAGGUCAAACAGAUAUACAAAGACGCGUCUAUUCAACAAGGGGAGCUGAAUAAAUUGAAACGAAUGAAAUAAAACUGUUACUUUAUCUGAAUAAAUUCACAGUAAAAAAUAUAUUUUAUUUGUUAUAAUG
This is a messenger RNA of Nymphalis io (European peacock), 3045 nucleotides long. RefSeq names its product nucleolar protein 14 homolog. NCBI's taxonomy places the organism in Eukaryota, Metazoa, Arthropoda, Insecta, Lepidoptera, Nymphalidae. The record is from RefSeq and is a predicted model, not a curated record. Bases 87 to 2987 code for a protein of 966 amino acids. Gene Ontology annotation, biological process: maturation of SSU-rRNA. Gene Ontology annotation, cellular component: small-subunit processome; Noc4p-Nop14p complex; nucleolus. The transcript is spliced from 10 exons.